Messenger RNA from Planococcus citri (citrus mealybug), 5663 nucleotides. It is a transcript of the gene nrm, whose product is annotated as neuromusculin. The record is from RefSeq and is a predicted model, not a curated record. Bases 592 to 4104 code for a protein of 1170 amino acids. NCBI's taxonomy places the organism in Eukaryota, Metazoa, Arthropoda, Insecta, Hemiptera, Pseudococcidae. The transcript is spliced from 22 exons.
GUUUAAACACACUUUUCCCUACAAGACGAAGAUGGGAUACGAGUUCGCGCGCGAUUCCAGUGUUCGUAUGAUGUAGUUGGCGUGCGUUCGUUAUUUACCCGUUUUACCGGCGUGUUUUCGUCUCGAAAAAAAUUAGAAAAAAUUCACGAGUGAAAUGUGCUUCGUAUUUUUCACGAUUAAAGAUUCAUUUUCUAGACGAAUUUUGUAAUAAAAAAAAUCUCCUUCGUGUAAAUUAAUUUUGGUGUUGAAUAAUUUUUAAAUUUUUUUAUCGAGUUUUCGCGGUUCGAGUUUUCUUUUUUUUCGAUUUUUUCGCGGAAAUUGUUCGGAAAUAAUUUUCAUGGUGUCGGAUAACGUAGAAAAUAUGGCCAUUUGCGAUGGCAAUGUGUGAUUUUUUUGUAUAAAGAAUUUGUGAUCUGAUGUGACGCGAAGUUCAAUAUUAUACCGAAUCAACCUGUAGUAAUUUUUUUUCCAAUACCUGAUGUUUGAUAUUUUUUAAUGGUGCUUUAUUUUCAACCCCGCUGUGGUGUUCUUGCAAUUCUAUCAUCGGUGCACGACAACUUGUGACCAUACGACUGGAUCCUCAGCUUCAAGAUGGCCAUAGGAGUAUUGGCUUUGAUGGUAGCUGCGUCUGUGGCAUUGUCAUCAGUUAAAGCUUCAACCCAGGUGGACGUGAGCGGAUUGUUUGGCAAAGAAGUAAGACUGCCAUGUCAAAUCGACACGAGGACGUGCGGCACACUCCACAGCAUCAAAUGGUAUCGAGGAUCGUCUAGAAUUUACGUGUUCAGCGACGCUAUCAAGUUUCAUAAACCGGAAGGCGAUUAUAGCUCGAGAGCCAACUUGGUGUACAAUCCGAACGAUACGACGUCGUAUUUGGAGGUGAAGAAUUUGAAUUUAGGCGACGAAGCGGUCUAUAAAUGCGAAAUAACCUAUCUCGACGUGAUAGAAAGUUGCCUCGUGGUGCAGUUUAUUAAUUUAACAGCGUUGAUCGAACCGAAAGAAAUCAAAGUUACCUUGAACGGAGAUGAAAUACAAAAUGGAUCUACCAUCGGACCUUACAAUGAGGGAGAUACGGUCAGUCUUACUUGCGAAGUCAGCGAAGGCAAGCCCAUACCGUCGUUGUACUGGUACAAGGAUAAUAAACAAACCAUUGGUCACUACACACCGAAUGUUGGAACGAACGCUAUGGGCAGUGCUAAAAACCAAAUCGAUAUCAAACUCACGAGGAACGACUUAGGAGCAACUUACGUCUGUCAAUCAUUCGUACAAGGUUUGAACCACUCGUUAUCAGUUCACAUCAGUAUCGAAGUAAACGUGAGGCCAAUCAAAAUGGAACUAAAAGGUCCUCAAACAGCAGUAAAGCAGAAUACAUCGGUUACACUGAUCUGCAACGUGCAUCAGGCCAAACCUGGCGCCAAUGUGACCUGGUACAACGGUAGCGCCCCCUUGGAACGAGAUAGCAAUCAUGUACUAGAAGAGGAUUUUCAAAACAGGAUAUUGAAGACGAAAUCCUACAAAAACUAUGACGGCACCAUCGAUACCAAAAGCAAAUUAACAUUCAUCGCGACCAGACACGAAAACUAUAAAGCCUUCAGAUGUCGUGCCACUAGUCCGGUCAUAAGUAAACAAGAAGAGCCGAUGUUCGAGAGGGAGUUACCGAUAGAAGUACAUUAUCCGCCUAUUAUCACCAUUUCGCCCGAAGAAAUUACAGUUAAUGAAACAACAGAGGUGUUAUUAAGCUGCGAAUACGUGGCCAAUCCGAAGCUAACGAAACCCGGCGUUUGGUAUUUCAAUGGACGUCGUAUUACCGAAAAUGCUACGUUGUACGAUUUCUUCGAUACUAAAUUACGACUGAAGAAAGUGGACAGAAAUUCGUUGGGGUCUUAUUUUUGCAGUCUGGAGAACGAAGUCGGUGUGUCGAAUUCGUCGGAGACUACAGUCAAUGUAUUAUACCCUCCUACGGUGUACGUGGACGCAAACACACCAACCACGGUGAACGAGACUGAUAAACGAGAGAUCUCGUUAAUCUGCAAAGUGAUAGUAGGCAAUCCGGGAGAAUUAAACGAAGUACGAUGGUUUCGUAAUGGAGAACUGAUGAAAAACUCGAACAUGAGUAUUUUGGUGCUAGAUGGAGUACGCAAUAAUCACGGAAAUUAUUCCUGCGCUGGUAAAACGAUCGCUGGCUUGGGACCAACGUCGCCGGUAAUCGAGGUCAUAGUGCAACGUCUACCUGGCACAGCGAAAUUAAAAUACUAUCUCGAAGACGACUACGACUCGGUGAAUUCGGUCGUCGUAAAAGGAAGCUCGAUAGUACUACAGUGCGACGUCGAAGAACGAGGCUGGCCAUUAAACACGCAGUACCACUGGUACAAAGGAAACGUAGAGAUUUUCGGCGCAUCUACCGGCAACACGUUUCACAUACCGAGCGUCGGUAUCGUACAAAAGCUCAAUAAUUAUUCGUGUAAUGCGGCCAACGCGGCUGGAUACGGAGAAAAUGCCACCAUCGCAAUCGACGUUCAUGCUCCUCCAAGCAUCAUAAACACCAUAAAAUACGCCAACGCUUCGAUCAAAGACACCGUAGCUGAUAUAAAAUGCGACUUUGAAUGUUACCCCGAAUGUCGAGUGAUCUGGAGGAGAAACGGAACCCUCAUCGAUAACACCACUGGAGAAUACGAAAUACUCAACGUAGAUAUCCCAGCUGAUCAAAAUAGAAACGAUUUCCCCGGCGUAAGUUCGACGCUAAGACUGAAUAUUAAAGCAUUCCCAGGAGGUGAAUUGAUUCCAAAUCGAGACGAUGCUCAAUAUACUUGUGCCAGUACCGCGAAUGAUGUGGGCAACGGAGUCGAAUCGAAUAUCGAUUUCCGGGUCCAUUUUCCACCAAUUAACAUGAAUUUAUCCAAAAUAAACGGCACGAUUCGCGAAGGUCAUAUACCACCGAGAGUAAUAUGCUCCAGCCAAGCUAGACCGCAGCCUACGUACAGAUGGUACAAUUUGGCCACCAAUAAAACCGAAUCUUACGAGGGCAUAUUGAGUCUGAAUCGUGGCCUGAAUCGGUUCAACGAUACGACGUUCGUUUGCGAGGCGAGCAACUCGUAUGGGAAAAAUAUCAUCUCUUUGAAUUUUGAUUUCGAAUUUAAGCCAUCCUGCGUUGUCGAACCAGCUUCAGACGAUAGUGAUAGAAAAACGUUGUACUGCAAAGCGAUCGGAAACCCUUCACAAAUCGAUUACAGUUGGUAUAAAAACAGCAAAGAAGAUCCCACCAAUGUUACGCUGGAUCAGAGAAGCUCGGAAUUAAUUUUAGAUAUUUUGACCAACGACGAGAGGUAUUUCUGUUUGGCCAAUAAUACCGUCGGAGUCUCCGAACCUUGCUGGAUUGAUGUGCCUGCGUACCAGGAAAAAAGCACAUCCACAGACUGGUUAAUAUUACGUCUACUGAAGACUCCGAAAUACCUUAUCUAUUUAGCAAUCGCCUUCGGUAUCAUAUUUUUCGUGAUAAUUAUCUGCUCCAUAAUCAUCUUCAUUUGCCGAAAACGAAGAGCCAAUGAAAAAUACAAUAACCGCAUUGAUCUGCCUAGCAGACAGAAUUUGGACGCGAAUAACAUAACGGAUGGAACGACACCGGCGCCUAUGAUGCCAAAAUGGCCGCUUAAACCGGGAGUACUCGUACAUGUGAAUAACAACCACAUGUUGAACGCCAGACGUACUAUGACCACGCAGCCGAAUAAUCAGCAAAACAACAUUAAUAACGCCACAAAUGCUAAUAAUAAUAAUAAUCAUCAUCAUCAAAAUCAAUACUACACCGCCACCGAGAAACGUACCAAACGAGGCUCGAACGACUUAAGCAAUAAGAACAAGAACAGUUUUCAUUCAGCGAACGAUGCUCUGCUGCAGCCAGAAAACGAUAAAGCGUUCUAUGAAAAUUUACCAUUUCACGGAAUGCAGAAUCCUCCAAACAAGCCUUUCAGGCCAGAAUUUUCGGACUUGAACUACGCGGACGUCGACUAUCGCUCUUACGGUCCAAUUAAUUACAAAGCGGCUUCGAUUUACGCGGCAGCUCAAAAACAGCGAAACGAAUCGGAAACUGAGUCAGAAGAUUAUCUACUUUGAAAUGUAAUCCAUCCAGGUCGGAGAAGAUGAGCGGCUGUGUUUGCCUAUAUACUUACGAUAUAUUGUGUAUUUGUACCGAUGUAUGCGAAUGUGUGCGAAAACUGAAAAGUUCAUCGAUAAAUCGACUGUCUAGUGUUAUACCUACCUAUAAUAACAUAAAUUUUGAUAACUGUGUACAAUUUAUAAACGCGCACUUUAUAUACAUUUUAUUUGCGAAAAAUCGUUUCAUUUUGUUACCUUUUUAAAUGUUAUUUCAUUACGUGUAUGUCAUAAUAAUGUUUUUUUUUUCUAUUAUUAUUAUCAUUUUUAUUAUUGUAUUAUCAUUUGUACGGUAUAACUCAAUAUUUUUUGUGGUAUUUGACGAAUGUACACGUGUGGUUUUUUUUAAACGAAAAAAAAAAAACGGUCAAAAUUAAGGAAAAUUUUAUUUAAAAAAAAAAAAAAAAAAUGGGAGGUAUCGAUAUUGUGAAAAUUUUUUUAUUAGUGUAGUAUGAGACAAUCACCGGUAAAUUUUUUUCUUUUUUUAAAAAACUAGGUUCUAUUGUUUUGUACUCGUACGUUAGUAUUUAUUUGUAAUUUUUUCAAAGUAUUGGAAAACCCCUGCGAUUACAUUUAAGCCAAAUGAUUUGCGUUAAUUUUUACGAAAAACGAAUUUUUUUCUAGUCAAUUUGAAAUUUGGCUCAUGUGUAAUUACAGCUACUUAUACUGUAUGUAUAUUUCGUUUCUAUAUUUUGUAUACACGAGUGUGUUAUAGUUCGAGUACCCCCUUCCCCUUCCUCUCCUCUUACCACUAUUUCUUUUUCUAUCUGUGUAUAAUGUCUAUUUAUUUAAAUAUGCCCCUACUAAUUCCUCGAAUACCUUUGUAUUAACAAUCAGCCAUGCAAUAUUAUUUUAUUCAUUUAUUUUUUUUUUUUUAGAAUUUUUCAUCGUCCGUUGUGUACCAAAACAAAAAAGAAAAAAAAGAAAAUCGAAAUUUUUCUCAUUUUAUGAAUUUUUUUCUAGUCUACAUUCGUAGCUCAAUACGUGAGAAAACACUUACAUUUUUAUAUAUCUUUUUUUCGUGAUUCAUUUAUCCAUAUCUUUUACUUUCGUACAAGACUUAAUUUUAUAAAUACUCGCGAAACUGCCUUGUUAGUUUUAUAUUGUGGUUUUUUUUUCUUUACGAGAUCCCUGUAAUUUUUUUUUCGUAAUUUAUUUCGAAUCGAAAUCAAUAUUGAAAGUAUUAUAGUCGAACGGUUUCUCAAUACGAAGCUUUUAGAUGCCAUAUGGAUAUGUUUAGGAAACACCUGAGCACGAUGUGACAUGGUGAACGGUGUUAAAAUUCGAGAAUUAUACCUACCUACGAUGUGUUUUUAAUAUAAAAAUAAUUGCAACGACUAAUCCUAUGUAAUUUUUUUUUUCUUUUAUGUACCUUGUAUUACGUGUAACUACUUGUAUGAUUUACCUCUCUCUCUCUCUAUCUACCACUGUGUGUAUUUCUGUUUACAUUGUGAUGUUUUCUUGUAUAAUAUUGUAAAGUUGAUUGUAUUAAUAAAUAAUUGUUGAGAUUUUUAUUUAAA